Mugil cephalus (flathead mullet) is the source of this 5265-nucleotide messenger RNA. Its product is annotated as oxysterol-binding protein-related protein 2-like. The record is from RefSeq and is a predicted model, not a curated record. Lineage: Eukaryota; Metazoa; Chordata; Actinopteri; Mugiliformes; Mugilidae. The coding region runs from base 472 to 1890 and encodes 472 amino acids. The transcript is spliced from 14 exons. Gene Ontology annotation, molecular function: cholesterol binding. Gene Ontology annotation, cellular component: intracellular membrane-bounded organelle; membrane; cytosol.
GAGAUAGAUACAGGGGUGUGUGCUGUGUCAGUGCUGAGUUUUGCCUUGCCCUGCACGGCAGCUUCUUAACCUCUUUAUUUUAGUGCCCGUGGCUUUGGAUGUGCUCAUCCGUUCUCAGAGGAUAGACCUGGCUUCACACGUAUGAAUGGAUCAGUCUCAGCGGUAACUAAUUUGCCUCGGAUGACACCAAGGAAACAGACUUCUGAAGUAACAUCAGCCGUCUUCUUGCUGCUGGUUUCCCGUUAUUGACUGAUUGAUUAUCAUUCUCCUGUGGACAAGACAGCUGCCAGCGUGAACCUGACUUCAUCUUGACACUAAACGAACAUUGUGCCGUUUCCCCGGUGACUCUACAGAGGGACUUUUAUCUCCAGGUCUCCCUCCAGAGGAACUCUGCAGGGCGGCCACCGAAAGGAACAUGUGCUAGAAGUCGAACAUCUGUCCUAAUCGACUGGUCGGCUUUGACUCUAGAAAAUGAGCAAUGAGGAUGAGUUCUACGACGCCGUCACAGGCCUGGACUCAGAUGAGUCGUACGAGGGGGUGUCAGAGGCCAGUUUCAAAGAUGCACAGGUGUCUGAUAGCAGCAGGCAGAAGAACAAUGGAUCAGUACCACAGGCCAAUGGCAUCAAGAAACACAGGACAUCUUUACCCGCACCCAUGUUUUCCAGGAGCACGAUCAACAUCUGGAGUAUCCUGAAGAAAUGUAUCGGGCUGGAACUGUCCAAGAUUACAAUGCCCAUUGCCUUCAACGAGCCUCUGAGCUUCCUGCAGAGAAUCACAGAGUACAUGGAACAUACUUACCUCAUCAACAGAGCCUGCUCGCUGUCCGACUCCAUAGAGCGCAUGCAGGCAGUAGCUGCUUUUGCUGUGUCAGCAGUUGCUUCCCAGUGGGACAGAACUGGAAAACCCUUCAACCCUCUGCUGGGAGAGACUUAUGAACUCACCAGAGAGGACCAGGGUUUCCGGCUGGUAUCAGAGCAGGUAUCCCAUCAUCCUCCAGUCAGUGCCUUCCAUGCAGAGAGCUUGACCGGGGACUUCGUGUUUCAUGGCUCCAUCUAUCCUAAACUCAAAUUCUGGGGCAAGAGCGUUGAGGCAGAGCCCAGAGGGACUAUCACACUAGAACUACUCAAGCUCAAUGAGACAUACACAUGGAGCAACCCUUACUGCUGUGUACACAAUAUCAUCCUGGGUAAACUAUGGAUAGAACAGUAUGGCACAGUGGAAAUACUCAACCAUAGCACUGGAGACAAGUGCGUGUUGACUUUCAAGCCGUGUGGGAUGUUUGGCAAAGAGCUGCACAAAGUGGAGGGAUACAUCCAGGACAAGAGUAAAAAGAAGAUCUGCGUCAUAUAUGGAAAGUGGACUGAGUGCAUGUGGAGUGUCGACCCUCAGACCUAUGAAGCCCACAAGAAGUCAGAGAAGAAAGGAGACAACAAAAAGCAUAAAAAUGAUGAGCUGGAGAGAGCAGAGAACGAUGAAGCAGAUGACAUGCCCGAAGUCCAAGAGACGGUGUGUGUGGUACCAGGCAGCACUCUGUUGUGGAGGAUAGACUCCAGACCGGCACUCUCCUCCACGAUGUACAACUUCACGAACUUUGCGAUGAGUCUCAAUGAGCUGGAGCCUGGCAUGGACACCACCUUACCUCAGACCGACUGCCGCUUCAGGCCUGAUAUCAGAGCCAUGGAGAAUGGCAACAUGGACGAGGCCAGUAAGGAGAAGGAGAGACUGGAGGAGAAACAGAGAGCUGCCAGAAAAGAGAGAGCCAAGAAUGAGGAGGAGUGGUCUCCUAGGUGGUUCCAGAUGGGUCCCAGCCCGUACACUGGAGCUCAGGGGUGGAUGUACACUGGUGGCUACUUCAGUAGGAACUACCAGGACCUGCCUGAUAUCUACUGAUGACCUGCUAGCCUUCACCCUCCUCCUCUUCCACAUCUGUAACCUGCAAAGAUCUGCCUGUCUUGAAUCGGAGAGAAACGAAAAGAACCUCACCUUAACUCUCAUCUUCAUCUCCCAGCCUCCACCACCAUCUUUAAAAGGUGACUCACUGGUGUCUAGUGAGUCUUCUGAUGAUUUUAUCGCCUUGGAAAUGAUACACCAUCUGUCACAUCAGCCUUACUUUCAGCAUCUUGUGUGAUUUUGUCACCUCAUGACCAGCAAACGUCCCAACGCCGUUUAGAGCACAAUAACCAUGUAAUUCCUGGCAGAGGGUUGGUAGCAGUUAACGGUCCUCAAACUCACAGCUCCAGUCUGAAUGUUUAACAUCUAAGAAAUCAAACUCUUUUCUCCGAGAAAACUGCUGCCUUCAUCCAAGGGCAGCCAAAUUUACAGAACUGACAUGUGUCAUAAAUGGAUAAAUAAGAGUAAAAACAAGAAAUAAUAAUCACAGCGAUGGGUUUGUGGACACGGAUGGACACCCAGUCGACGGAGAAAUCAGGGAUGUGAAUGCUCCUUUGACUGAAGACGGACACUGAGGAGACUUUUUCUUUAUAGGAAACUUUUAAAGACUAUCACUCUAAACAAUUAUAGGUGACAUAUUACUCUUUGAGGAACCAGUUCAUAUAUACUUGGCUAAAUUGGUAAAGAAACAUGCAUGAACUCAUUACUGUCCUCACAUCAUAAAACAUUUAGCAUCCGCUGUUACUCACCAAUUAAACUUCUAGUCCUGGUUUAUGUAUUGAAAUAAAUCACGACAGCUAGUAAAAAAAAUUGAUGUUUCCUCAAAAGCAGAGCAGAGUGUGCAGCAUGAGUGGGACCAAACCUGGAAAAAAAACUGUAAUAGAUGGAAACAGAAAAUAUCUGAGCUGUUGUCCUCAUAGAAAUCCAACUGUGCCGUCUUAACAAUGGGCCCAAAGCUCCAGCAUGUGUGGAAGAACAACUAUCAGUGGAACUGCCAGCAGAAAAUACAUCUAUAUACGUCAACAGUGCUUGUGCACGUUGGUAAAACUGCUGAUGUUUAUCGAUAAUCAAAGAGGCUUCACACAAGUGCAGAGGUCAGAUUUAUGUUUUGUUGUUUUUUUUUUUACCCUUCAAUUUAUACUUCCUUUCUUUUUCUCCCCGUUUACCAAGCGAGGAUUAAAGGGUAAAGCCUUGUGCAUGUCCAUUCCUGCAGCGUUAAGAGGCCUUCAGUGGCUUUGACAAGCUUGGCCUUACCUCCAUCUGCUUUGAGUAACAUAAAGUUAAAAAAAGAAAAAAAGAAACAGUAAAUGGAGCAAACCUGUGCAUUCAGUCUCUAAGUAAAUGUGCACAAACACUUAAAGCCAUAUUGAUUCCAGUGUGAUUGAGAAUUAAAAAACAUGAACCUCAAAGAUUUACACCUUUAUUAACCUCACUACCACAGUAGCACGAUUAAAGCCACUAACUCAUUCAGUUGGUGUAAUGUAUUGUACCACGCAGACAUAGAUAGACUGCACACUUGGUGGACUGAUGGAUGAUUACUGAUCAUGAUUACGUGAUUACCAGACACAAUCCCAGGGGUCUGAGAGGUGACCUGUAAAACACCGCUAACAGAAACAAAACUACAUAAGAAUCAGAGUGACUGCAGAGAAGCAGACCACGGCGUGAUGAAAAUGUCCACUGCAGAGUUACAAUGAAGGUAGUCAUUACCAGCCGGUGCCCAGGGCCUCACUGUUUCCUCCACCACACAGUUUACUGAGAAGAAAAAAACUUCUCCAACGAAUGUUAGCACAAAGGAAGGGAUAGUUCACAUUCUUCCCAGGUGAUGGAGCUUGAUGUAGACGAUGUUAUGGGCAAUGUGUCUUUCCUCAAAAAACUGACCCCAUCCCAGUCCUCCCAGCAGAUAUCCAUUUCCAUUCAUUACACCUGAGCAGGACUCAUUCCUUUUGGGGGACGAAGACAUGAAGUGUCUGUAAAUCUGGAGCGGGAGAAGAUUAGAUGAUAGGCGGUGAGAGAUUUUACUUUGAGUUUAUGUCACAUAACAGAUCUGAACGUUCCUUUGCUCUCAGAGUCAAAUAAGUAAAUGAUCAUUUCAUCUGUUGCUUUGCUCUUGCUAUGGUUUCUGUUUGCACUGGUGAAAAUGAGACGUUCUGACACGAACACCUCCUCAAGGUUUCACUUAAUGAAGUCAAAUCCUCUCCAGUGCUCGUGCGGAAACAACGGAGGACGUCCAGAUUUUUCACCAGUGCAUUCGAGAGUCAUGUUCACAAAACCAACUCUAUGCAAUGUUUGCACCUCAACGUAAGCUGCGUUUGUCUGAUGUGUUACAGUCGCUAUACAUUCCCCUCACACACCGACGCAUCCCCAGCUCUGCAGCUUCUCUCAAUAUUAGUCUUGUAGUUUAUUUUAAUAUUUUUCAGAUAUUUGAGAACAAAACAAAACAAAACAAAAAAUAAAUCACUCAUCGAGCUACUUGGCACUACAUCUGGCCACGUUGGCACAUCUUCCUUCGUUUGUUUAAAAGUGUGAGUCCAUGUCAUGAUUCGUGCCUGGAUUUGUCAUUUUUGCUUUCUUUUCUUUCUUUUUUUUUAUUCAUGUGUUGUUAUUUAUGAGGUUUUAUGAACAACUUCAGUUGUCUUUUUUUCCCACUUACGUAGCUAAAACAUUUUUCACUAUUUUACUUCUAGAUCAGAACAGGUUUUAAGAUGAGGGCUUGCGGAAGCUCCAGCUGAACACUUGCACUGGCUCAUUUGACCAGCUAGGACAGGGUGCUGGAAGGCAGGCCGUCUUUUCCACCAUGGAGUCCGCUCAGCUGCUCACAUUCACAAAUAAAACCCAGAAUGUAAUUACUUUCCUGGCUGCAAAUUCAGAGUUUUGUGUUCUUAAAAACCUAUUCUACCAACACUACUCCAGCUGCACUGUCACACGACAAUGAAACGACCGCUGGUCAAAUGCCACAGCUAUAAAUGAAUCUAAGGAAGAACAACAGGCGGUAAUAUUUCUGACUGUUGAGCUGACUGAAUGGUUCAAGCAGCUAGUAAACAUUCACCAGUUACUAACGCUCUGUCACUUAACCAGCUCUUAGUUUUAUGUUGCUUCGUGUGCCGCCUUUCUAUUACAAAUGUCUUCUGUUGGAAUUUUGUGUCAUGUGGUUGUCGAUGUUGUAUGUGUGUACAAGUGUUUCACAGAGGUAAUCGCAAGCAAGAUGGCAUAUUAUUUUGUGCAAUUGAUUUAUUUUUAUAGUAUUUAAACAGUCGUUUGGUGAGAACAUUGUACCAGAUGUUUUAUUUAGAGGUGGGGAACUGUGAGGGCUCGUAUCCAUACUGUGGACAGCUUAAUGAAUGGGGGAAAUGUCUACUAAUAAAAAUCCUAAUUUCA